AGCAAAGCUUCCUCAAGGUCGUGUGGGUUACUGGGUUUAACUAGCUUGGCUCGGCCCCUUCCUCCGCGCAACUCCGACGAUGGCGCGCCUCCUCGUUCUCGCCGUCACGGCCACGGUUCUCAUGGCUCAAUCCGGGCAGCCGGCGUCUGCUGCGCGGACGUCGCCGGCGGAGGCCUUCUGGCGCGCCGCCCUGCCCGACGCCCCCAUGCCGGACGCCAUCCUCGAGCUCCUGCCCCAGGGUGAUCACCACGCAUCAACGGAACAGGGCGCGUACAUGAAUGCAGAGACCGACACACCGGAAGGCGCGGUCGAGGCCGUGGAGGACAAGGACCCGCCGCCGCCCAUGAACUUCAACUACGACUACGACGACGCCUUGCCCCGGAGCGAAGCCACCAGCGCCCCCUCCCCCGACGUCCUACUAAACCGCGCUGCCGUCGUCACGCCGUCGUCGACGGUGUUCUUCCUCGAGGACGCGGUGCGCGUCGGGGAGAGCCUGCCCUUCCACAGGAUCCAUCGGGCCACCGCCGCCGCCGAGGCGUCGGCAGAGCAGCCGCUGGAGCUGUACACCGUCCGCUCCGUGAGGGCGGUCGAGGGGUCCAGUUUCGUCCUGUGCCGGGGAGAAGCCGGCGAAGGGGCCGUGUACGGGUGCCGCGCCACCGGCCCGGCGAGGGCCUACGUCCUGGCCCUGGCCGGCGAGCGCGGGGACGCGGCGAUGACCGCGGUUGCCGUGUCCCGGUGGGACCCGGAGCACGCCGCCUUCCGGCUCCUCGGCGUGAAGCCCGGCGGCGCGGCGGUCUGCCACGCCGUGCCGGACGCGCAGGUCCUGCCGGCCAUGAACGGGAAGAGUCCCGCCGCCAACUAAGUGGCCCCUCGUGUCUGUCGUGUC
Aegilops tauschii subsp. strangulata is the source of this 886-nucleotide messenger RNA. Its product is annotated as BURP domain-containing protein 15-like. NCBI's taxonomy places the organism in Eukaryota, Viridiplantae, Streptophyta, Magnoliopsida, Poales, Poaceae. The record is from RefSeq and is a predicted model, not a curated record.